Molecule: messenger RNA, 1166 nt
Organism: Protobothrops mucrosquamatus (brown spotted pit viper)
Lineage: Eukaryota; Metazoa; Chordata; Lepidosauria; Squamata; Viperidae
Product: tripeptidyl-peptidase 2
Exons: 9
Biological process (GO): proteolysis
Cellular component (GO): cytosol
Molecular function (GO): serine-type endopeptidase activity; tripeptidyl-peptidase activity
Source: RefSeq, a predicted model, not a curated record
CUUUCCCCUGUUUCCAACAUGGCGGCGUCGGCUGGAGACGAGCAGUUCCCGUUCCAAGGGCUUCUGCCCAAGAAGGAAACCGGAGCUACCUCCUUCCUUUCCCGGUACCCGGAGUAUGAUGGACGGGGAGUUCUCUUGGCCAUUUUAGACACGGGUGUGGAUCCCGGCGCGCCGGGCAUGCAGAUCACAACUGAUGGAAAACCCAAGAUAGUUGACAUAAUUGAUACAACUGGCAGUGGGGAUGUAAAUACUUCAACUGUUACAGAAUCAAAAGAUGGAGAAAUUACUGGUCUUUCAGGAAGAAUUUUAAAGAUACCAACUAACUGGAUAAAUCCUUCAGGAAAAUAUCACAUUGGCUUAAAAAAUGGUUAUGAUUUCUAUCCUAAAGCUCUUAAAGAGAGAAUACAGAAAGAACGCAAGGAAAAACUUUGGGAUCCUGUCCACAGAUUAGCACUAGCAGAAGCCUGUAGAAAACAAGAAGAAUUUGAAGCUGCUCAAACUUCUCCAUCACAGGAAAACAAAUUAAUGAAGGAAGAGCUUCAGAGUCAAGUGGAAUUGCUAAACUCUUUUGAGAAAAAAUAUAAUGAUCCUGGCCCUGUUUAUGACUGCUUGGUGUGGCACGAUGGUGAAACUUGGAGAGCUUGCUUAGAUUCCAAUGAAACUGGUGACCUUUCUAAUUGUACUGUUCUACGGAACUACAGAGAAGGUCAAGAAUAUGGAUCUUUUGGAACAUCAGAAAUGUUAAAUUACUCUGUCAAUAUUUAUGAUGAAGGCAAUUUGCUUUCGAUUGUGACAAGUGGAGGUGCACACGGAACACAUGUUGCUAGUAUAGCUGCUGGGUAUUUUCCUGAACAGCCAGAUAGAAAUGGUAUAGCCCCUGGUGCACAAAUACUUGCUAUUAAGAUUGGUGAUACAAGGUUAAGCACUAUGGAAACCGGGACUGGUCUUAUCAGAGCAAUGAUAGAAACAAUAAAAUAUAAAUGUGACCUUGUCAACUACAGUUAUGGGGAGGCAACUCACUGGCCAAAUGCUGGGAGAAUGUGUGAAGUUAUUAAUGAAGCAGUAUGGAAACACAAUGUAAUUUAUGUUUCAAGUGCUGGGAACAAUGGUCCCUGUUUGUCUACUGUUGGAUGCCCAGGGGGGACAACAUCUAGUGUGAUUGGCAA